AUGUCGGUCAACGUCAAGACGCUCAUGGACGUGGCGCAGCGCACCCAGAUGGUGCUGGACCGCAUGGCGUUUGAGGCCGACCCCGAGGCUUUCCUGGAGAGCUGCAAGGCGGAGCAGGACAAGCUCACAGACAAGCUGCUCUCCGCACGCAGCAGGCUGACAAAGGUGAAGAUCUCCAAGCAGCUGCAGAUCUUGAUCUCUGACAUCUGCUCGCGGCUGGAGGUUGACGGCCUGCGUGGCGACCUGGUUGUGAACCGCGCGGCCAAGGCGCUGGUGGCGUUUGAGGGGCGCGACACGGUGACCCAGGAUGACGUGGCGCGCGUCAUCAGCAGCUGCCUCAACCACAGGCUGCGCAAGGAUCCCCUGGACCCGAUUGACAGCGGCACCAAGGUGGCGAUCCUCUUCCGCCGCCUGACCGACCCCGAGUUUGUGAAGCGGGAGGAGGAGGCGAAGAAGAAGAAGGCCGACGCGGAGGCCAAGGCGGCGGCGGCGGCGCCCAAGAAGGCGGGCGCGUGGGGCGGGCUGCCGCCGGCGGUGAGGAGAUAG
This is a messenger RNA of Monoraphidium neglectum, 546 nucleotides long. RefSeq names its product magnesium chelatase subunit I. Lineage: Eukaryota; Viridiplantae; Chlorophyta; Chlorophyceae; Sphaeropleales; Selenastraceae. Gene Ontology annotation, biological process: chlorophyll biosynthetic process. Gene Ontology annotation, cellular component: chloroplast stroma. The record is from RefSeq and is a predicted model, not a curated record. The coding region runs from base 1 to 546 and encodes 181 amino acids. The transcript is spliced from 5 exons.